Messenger RNA from Aspergillus melleus, 846 nucleotides. RefSeq names its product oxidoreductase, short-chain dehydrogenase/reductase family. Gene Ontology annotation, molecular function: oxidoreductase activity. Bases 1 to 846 code for a protein of 281 amino acids. The record is from RefSeq and is a predicted model, not a curated record. NCBI's taxonomy places the organism in Eukaryota, Fungi, Ascomycota, Eurotiomycetes, Eurotiales, Aspergillaceae. The transcript is spliced from 3 exons.
AUGUCCGCCGAAGAACAAGUCCAGCUCUCCAACUUCAAUACCCUCUUCUCGCUCGAUGGUAAAGUCGCCGUCGUGACAGGUGGUUCGCGCGGUUUGGGCUUGCAUGCUGCCAGUGGACUCCUUCAAGCCGGCUGCUCAAAAGUCUACAUCACGUCUCGCAAAGCAGCUGCCUGCGACGAGGCCGUCCGCGCGCUGAACGCUCUUCCCAACAAACGCCCCGGCGCGGUCGCCAUCGCCGUCCCCGCCGAUAACAGCCGCAUGGCAGAGCUCGAUCGACUCGUCGAGGAAGUCAAGAAGACGACAGACCAUGUUGAUAUUCUUUUUGCGAAUGCGGGCGCGACGUGGGGUGAGAAGUUUGAGACGCAUCCGGAAGCGAUGUUCUCGAAGGUGAUGGAUUUGAAUGUUAAGUCGGUGUUUUAUACCAUUCAAAAGUUCGCGCCGCUCUUGUCUGUGAAGGCGACCAAGGAGGAUUCCUCGCGCGUGCUCAUCACGGGGUCCGUGGCUGGUUUGAUCCCCGGUACUCUGGGCGAGAACGCCACGUUCAGUUAUUCGGCGUCGAAAUCGGCAGUGCUUCAUUUGGCGAAGAACCUGGCGCUGGAGUUGGGGCCCCGGUACAUUUCGGUCAAUGCGAUUGCACCGGGAUUCUACCCCUCGAAGAUGGCGAACGGGUUGAUUGAGAAGCAGGGCGGCUUGAGUGCGCUGGAGGACCAGUCGCCGAACAAGAGGUUGGGGAGACCCGAGGACAUUGCCGGGUUGGUGGUGUUUUUGGCCAGUCGGGCUGGUGCACACUUGAAUGGUGCCGUGGUGGCGACUGAUGGGGGCAGUCAUUUGAAGGGGAGAUUGUGA